This is a messenger RNA of Mycena indigotica, 835 nucleotides long. RefSeq lists its product as uncharacterized. Bases 1 to 801 code for a protein of 266 amino acids. Gene Ontology annotation, biological process: mitochondrial respiratory chain complex assembly. The record is from RefSeq and is a predicted model, not a curated record. NCBI's taxonomy places the organism in Eukaryota, Fungi, Basidiomycota, Agaricomycetes, Agaricales, Mycenaceae. Gene Ontology annotation, cellular component: mitochondrial inner membrane peptidase complex. The transcript is spliced from 6 exons. Gene Ontology annotation, molecular function: serine-type endopeptidase activity.
AUGAAUGUAGCGCCAAUCUUAAGCGACACAGUUCACUCACUGAAGCCUUCGCUGGAAAGUAUCCAAAGGGCCCUUCUGCGCCUCCGCCCGCCGCCAGGAAGCGACAGGAUGUUCCUGCACGCUGCCCAAGUGUCGUUUUACCGAUAUAAACCUGCGGGGUCCCACAGACGGUUUCGCUUGAGGAUCGGCGCACCGCUCCCCGAUGACUUCCACCAACUUUGCAAGGAGGCGCGGAUUCCGCUGAGCGACGAGGAUGUGAAGGGCGGGCUUGCUGUCUUGACCGACGGUGAAUACCAGCAGGUGCCAAAUGGUCGGAUUGGGAGCGUUGAUGGGCAGUGGAUGCAACGAUUCAUGGAUUCCAAAGACGGGUGGCCCAUACAAGCCACGGAAGAUGUCUCCCUACCUCGUUCAGAAAAGCCAACACUGAACCCUGACUCGUCGCUGCUAUGGAAAGACCUCGGGGUGUUUGACAGGGUUUUCCUGCUUUCCAAUCCCAUUCGGAGAGGCGACAUCGUCUCGCUGACCUCACCAUACAACCCUCGGGUGGAGCUUAUUAAGCGAGUCAUUGCUGUCGAGGGAGAUACGGUGAGGACGUCACUUGGCGAGCAAGUCGUGAUCCCCAAGGGUCGAAUAUGGGUCGAAGGCGACGGCUUCCAUAGUCAAGACAGCAACGCAUUCGGUGCCAACGGGCCUGGUCGACGCUCGCCUGAUGUUUUUACUGUGGCCCAUUUGGAGAUUUGGGUACCAGAAAGAUUUUACACGGAGCACAUUGGACGCUCGAGUAUCACCCGCCGGAUAUAACGUUGUCGUGGAUGGUUCUGUGUUGCGGACAUGA